UCCCUCAUAUCAAUAUGCAUGGCCUAUUCAAUUUCAUGGAAGGCCAACAACAAUUUAACUGCUUCAACUCUUUUGAAACUGUCAAAAACCAAUUAACAUAACUUGCAGUUAUCAAUCAUCAAUGAACACAAAAACUAAAACAAUAACAUUCUUUUCUUUAGAAACCUCAUUUCCUCUAUGGCUUUGAAUAUGAUAUUUCUUUUGUGUCUUUUUUUUCUUUUUCAUAUUUUUUCAAUACCAACAUGUUAUUGCCAAAACAAUUCUAAUUCUCUUCAAAACAUAGAAACUUUCUAUCCAAAUGAAACUUCACCUUCUUCACCAACAAAUCAAUUACCACCACCAUCACCUUCACCAACACCUCAAGGAUCAAUUGAUGUAUCAAAAAGUAGUUCAUCAAAUGCUAAGAUAGCAAAAGCUGUGGCUGCAACAGCAGCAAGCACUAUAGUUAUUUGUGGUUUAAUUUUCAUUUUAGUUAAAAGGUUCUUAAGGAAAAGAAAGAGAAAAUUAGAGACAAAUAACAAUACUUUUGAUGGAGAUAGACAAGUUGUUGUGGCAAAAGGGAAUGUUUUUGAAAGAAUUGAUGGAAAUGUGAGAGGUUUGAUUGUUGAUGAAGAUGGUUUGGAUGUUAUUUAUUGGAGAAAACUUGAAGGGAAGAACUCAAACAAGGAUCUUCAUAAAGAGGUAUUGAAUAGUCCUAAAAAUAAAGAGGAAUUGGAAGAUGAAAAUUCAGUGAAAAAAUCUAAGUCCAUUCAAGAAAUUCCACUUCUUAGAGGGGAAUCUUCAGCCUCUUGCAUGAAUAUAUUUCAAGAAGAGGAUGAGCCUUAUAGAAUUGCAAGAAUCCAUCCUUCUACUAGUUUUCGUGACGGAGUCGAUAUAACAGGUGUUCAGAUGAAAAGUCUGGUUGACAAACCAGAUUUUUCAUCUGAACCAUCCGCUCUACCAUCAAUACAACCGACUGUUUCUUUUUCCGCGGUUGCAGCACCACCUGCCCCUCCUCCAAUUCCAGCUAAGAAGAGUCCAGCAGCACCACCACCUCCUCCUCCUCAAAUGAAGACAAGGGCUUUGAAUUCAUCAACAAAACAUAUCUCCAACAGCAAUCAGAGAAACUCUUCAGGGAAAGGCAUGCAAGAAUCAAACAGUGAUCAAUUGAAGUUGAAGCCUUUACAUUGGGAUAAAGUGAAUACUAAUGCUGAUCAUUCGAUGGUUUGGGACAAAGUCGAUCGCGGAUCAUUCAGGGUUGAUCAAGAUCUUAUGGAAGCUCUCUUUGGUUACGUCGCAACGAACCGAAGGUCGCCUAAAGGAAAGAGUGAAUCAACAAGUCCAAGCAAUGAUGCCUCAACAAAAACAUUCCUUCUUGACUCUAGAAAAUCACAGAACAUUGCUAUUAUUUUGAAAUCUAUAGCCGUCUCACGAGACGAAAUCAUCGAUGCACUCAUGGAUGGAAAAGGCCUCAAUGCAGAAACACUUGAAAAGCUUUCAAGAGUUUCUCCAACAGAAGAAGAGAAAUCACUUAUCCUUCAAUAUAGAGAAGAUCCAUCAAAACUUGCUGCAGCAGAAUCAUUCCUAUAUCACAUCCUUAAAGCCGUUCCUUCGGCAUUUGAUCGCUUCAAUGCAAUGCUAUUCAGAUUGAACUAUAACUUAGAAAUUAUGGAAAUCAAAGAUUAUCUUAACACAAUUGAAUUAGGGUGUAAAGAGCUUAGAACUCAAGGACUUUUUUUGAAACUUCUUGAAGCAGUGCUUAAAGCAGGUAAUAGAAUGAAUGCAGGAACUGUUAGAGGUAAUGCUCAAGCUUUUAACUUGAAUUCUCUUAGGAAACUCAAUGAUGUCAAAAGCAACAAUGGAAAAACAACAUUGCUACACUUUGUAGUUGAUGAAGUAGUCCAUUCAGAAGGAAAACGCGCGGUUCUUAACCGCAGCGGAAGCCUAAACCGAAAUAACAGUAGGAGCAGAAGCAACAACAUUGACACAAAUUUUGUUUCUGAUGAACUAAGAGAAAGGGAAUAUACAAUGCUAGGGUUAUCAAUUGUGGGAGGAAUAAGUUCUGAAUUCUACAAUGUUAAAAAAGCGGCGAAUUUCGAUUAUAAAAGUUUAGUUGGUUCAAUUUCAGCACUGUCAAAUAGGCUAGUUGAAAUUGAAGAACUUGUUAACCAAUGUGGGAAUGGUGAAAGAGGGUAUUUUGGAAAAGAAAUGAAAAGUUUUAUUGGAAAUGCUGAGGAGGAAUUGAAACUAGUGAGGGAAAAACAAACAAGUGUGCUGCAAGUUCUUAGUAAAACAACUCAAUAUUAUGAAAGUGGUGGAGAUUCAAAAGUAAAUGCUGAAAAUAGUGUUGAAUUGUUUGUCAUUGUUAAGGAUUUUUUGGGAAUGGUUGAUCGAGUUUGUAUUGAAAUUGCACGUGACAUGCAGAAGAAGAAUUCCAAAGGAACAAAUAAGUCGUGAAAUUUUCAAGAAUUACAGUUGCGUGAAGAAGAUACCUUACAUUCAAAAAAAAAUAUAACUCUUGGAAAUGGUCAAUGAAUUUUAACUACUGCUUAGAGUUUUGUUGUAUGGACCAAAGCUUUAAUAGCAAGAAACAAAUUAUCAUGGCAUCAAAAAGAGAGUUAGUCAAUGGCCUAAAACUUAAAGACUAUGUUCUUCUCCUAGCCAAUGAAAAUUCACUAGCAAUGUGGAAGUUGGCUAUGAUUUUAUAAUUCAUAAUUUAUCUAUUAUAGUUUUCAUGUAAAUUAACUAGGUUAUGAUUUUCUGUUUUUGUACAUUCACUUGUAUUUUUGUAAUUUUUUAUAAAUUGAUUUAUUUUUGAAAAAUUAAAUGGAUAAGAUGGUGUGGAGCAAUUGACUUGGCAUAUCUCAUAGGUCACACAGAAGGGAACAAGUCUAAUCAAGAUAUAUUUGACUUCAUGAGCCACUUCAAAUCAUGUCAUCCACUAUGUUGUUAUUUUAUCUUUUUUGCCUAAAGAAUUAAUCAUCAUUGAUUGCUA
Cicer arietinum (chickpea) is the source of this 2974-nucleotide messenger RNA. RefSeq names its product formin-like protein 4. Gene Ontology annotation, molecular function: actin filament binding. Lineage: Eukaryota; Viridiplantae; Streptophyta; Magnoliopsida; Fabales; Fabaceae. The record is from RefSeq and is a predicted model, not a curated record. Gene Ontology annotation, biological process: actin cytoskeleton organization; actin nucleation.